AUGUCUUACAAUCCACGAAUGAGCCUUGCUCCCAGCUCACAACAACAAAAUCGAGGCAAAAAGAAGGAGGAAGAGAGUGAUUCAUUCAUGCGCCUGCCCGACAAAGAAAUUGCAGGAUGUAUCAGCGAUAUAGGUGUACCAUUUACUGCAGCAGACCUGUUAAAGCCCAAUCCGCUCCAAAUUCAAAUGAUCUUCGAAUGGUUUGCAGAGCUGCUCAUGAACACGACUCGCGAUACAGUUGAUCCUGCUAUGCGCGCAGCUUCCGAAGACGUGUGUGAAGACUAUCCAGAUAUAGUUCCGGCAGAAACCAGGAAUCUUAUGGGUUUCUAUGUUAGUUUACGCAAGUUGCUAUUUGAGUGUGGCAUUACGGAUUUCUCGUUUCAAGAUUUAUACAAGCCAACACACGAACGUCUAGUAAAGAUAUUCUCUUACAUCAUCAACUUUGUACGAUUCAGAGAAAGUCAAACACAGGUCAUCGAUGAACACUUCAACAAGGCCGAGACUACAAAGGUUCGAAUCGAGACGCUAUAUAUGGAAAACCAAGAGAUGGAAAGCCGCUUGGAUGAGUUAAAACGGAACCGCAGAGCAAUGGAGGUCCAUAUUUCAGAAAAAGUUAAACGCAAUGAAGAGCUGAAAAAGAGGCUCUUAGAAUUGCGCCAAAGCCAAGACAAAAUGGCACGACGAUUUGAAGGACUCACUAAAAAGAAGAAGGAGAUGACUGCUAUUUUGGAGGAGAAAACUGCCGCGACUAUCGAAUUGAGACAAGAAAGCUCGAAGUUACAGCCAUAUGUAUCUCAGUCACCAGCUGCCCUGCAAGCAUCAUUAACAGACUUGAGCAACGCACUAAAUACAGACAAGUCGCAAAUCGAUACCUUGGAUCGACGGGCCCGAGCCUUGCAGACUUCGACCGAUACUUUCACAGUAGUCUCUGCAGAUGUAGUUUCAUGUACAAAACUUUUGGAAGAGAUUUCGAUCGAAUUAGCCAAGGAGGAAGAUGAAAAUGUGAAAGUAGCGAGACAACGAGACGCACUUGGUGAAAGAGGAAACAAUGUUCGUGAAGUGGAGAGAACCGAGGCUUUGCUACAGCGACAAUUGUCGAAACAUCUUGAACGAACAGAGAAAUUGAGAGAUGGUAGCAAAGCAAAGGCUAUGAGUGCUAAAGAGAGGAUGGAAGAACUGCGAGCCGUACACAGAAAGCUCACAGAAGAGAGAAACGAAAAAGGCAGGGAGAUGGAGAGGAGGAAAGUAAGGAUAGAGCAGACAGAAAAAAAGAUGGCGGAUUUGAAAGAAAACAUCGAGAAUGAAAUACACAGUGCGCACGACGAGUUCUUGAAGAUGGACUCUCAUGUUAAGCUAUACAUCACGGAAAUGGAGCAAUCUAUUUGA
Botrytis deweyae is the source of this 1386-nucleotide messenger RNA. RefSeq lists its product as uncharacterized. Gene Ontology annotation, biological process: mitotic spindle organization; meiotic chromosome segregation; kinetochore organization. Gene Ontology annotation, molecular function: protein-containing complex binding. Gene Ontology annotation, cellular component: Ndc80 complex; kinetochore. The transcript is spliced from 3 exons. Lineage: Eukaryota; Fungi; Ascomycota; Leotiomycetes; Helotiales; Sclerotiniaceae. The record is from RefSeq and is a predicted model, not a curated record. Bases 1 to 1386 code for a protein of 461 amino acids.